Messenger RNA from Penicillium canariense, 732 nucleotides. RefSeq lists its product as uncharacterized. The transcript has 3 exons. Lineage: Eukaryota; Fungi; Ascomycota; Eurotiomycetes; Eurotiales; Aspergillaceae. The record is from RefSeq and is a predicted model, not a curated record. Bases 1 to 732 code for a protein of 243 amino acids.
AUGCGUUUCUCCGUCACUGCUCUCUUCCUUGCCGGUGCUGCUUGUGUCACCGCACAGAUCACUGAUGACUUCCUGGGUUGUGCUGCCGCUGCCCUGGACAGCAUUGACGUCUCCAAGUUGGCCGAUUGCACCGACUUGACCAGCACCGAGUGUCUCUGCGCCAACAAGGAUGCGAUCACCGAGCUGUCCGACGACGCCAAGGAUGCCUGCGACGCGGCAGGAAUUGACCUGAGCAAGCUGAAUACCACCCUGUGCGCCGACACUAGCAACACCGCCGCCCCAGCUCGUCACGCUAGCAAUCCCAUGGAGCCCGCCACCGGCCGCGGAACGACAGAGAACAGCAAGCGUGCCUUCCGUUUCUCGGGUGAUGAGGCUGCCACUCCUCAUGUCAUCUAUGUGACCGAGACUCUCACCGAGUGCAGCUGCAAGAGCACAUCCGCCCCCGCCAGCCGGAUGCACAUCUCCCAGAUUCCCGUCAGUGUGCCUGUUAGCAGCAGCAUGGCCGCCAAGGUGGCUGCCUCCACCCCUGCUUCCACUCACAGCGCGAUGAUGGCCGCCUCUUCCUCUGUCAUCUUCGGUUCUCAGAUGUCUGCUGCUACCCCCGGCCCCAGUGGUGCUAGUGCCAAUCGGUUCAAGACCUUCCAGGGUGCUGCCCCCAAGGCCAACGCUGUCCGCAGCGGUGUUGCUGCCCUCGGUAUUGCCGCUGUCAUGGGCUUGGUGAUGGUUCUGUAA